Tarenaya hassleriana is the source of this 1187-nucleotide messenger RNA. RefSeq names its product isoflavone reductase homolog P3-like. Bases 9 to 992 code for a protein of 327 amino acids. Gene Ontology annotation, molecular function: oxidoreductase activity. NCBI's taxonomy places the organism in Eukaryota, Viridiplantae, Streptophyta, Magnoliopsida, Brassicales, Cleomaceae. The transcript is spliced from 5 exons. The record is from RefSeq and is a predicted model, not a curated record.
CUUUACUAAUGCCCCAAAGACAAACAAACGGCAACACAACCUCGAUCUCCGGCGAAACAAUGGCGGCGAUAAGCAGGAUUCUGGUGAUCGGAGGAACUGGGUAUAUCGGAAAAUUCAUGGUCGAAGGAAGCGCGAAAUCAGGUCACCCUACGUUUGCUCUGCUCAGAGAGUCAUCUGUUUCCAAUCCCGACAAGGCCAAACUCGUUCAAGGAUUCAAAGAUCUAGGCGUCAACAUUCUCUACGGCGAUCUAAAUGACAAUGUGAGCUUAGUGAAGGCGAUAAAACAGGUCGAUGUGGUGAUAUCGACGGUUGGUAACUCACUAGUCUUGGAUCAGACCAAGAUCAUUUCUGCAAUCAAGGAAGCUGGCAAUGUUAAGAGAUUCUUACCUUCUGAGUUUGGGAAUGAUGUUGAUCGCUCAAGGGCGAUCGGGCAUGUGAGAAAGGAAUUUGAUAUGAAGGCUCAGAUUCGUCGUGCCAUAGAGGCCGAAGGGAUACCCUAUACGUAUGUACACAGCAAUUGCUUCGCUGGUUAUUUCACAGCUUCUUUGUGCCAAUGCCACUUGAGACUUAAAACCCCUCCUACAGACAAAGUCAGCAUCUAUGGGGAUGGCAGUGUCAAAGUUAUUAUCAAUAAGGAAGAAGACAUUGCUGCAUACACCAUGAAAGCUGUUGAUGACCCGAGAACUCUAAACAAGAAGCUCUUCGUCAACCCCCCCAAGAACAUCCUCUCCACGAACGAAAUUGUGGCCCUUUGGGAGAAAAAGAUCGGAAAAUCUCUCGAAAAAACAUACAUUUUGGAGGAAGAACUCCUCAAGAGCAUUGAAGAGUCCCCAGGUCUUCUCAGUUAUCUCUUCUCUUUGAACCAUGCAUUGUUCAUCAAGGGCGACCUCACUUGGUUAGGCGUCGACCCUUCAACAGGAGUGGAGGCUUCUGAGCUUUAUCCCGACGUCAAAUACACGAGCGUGGAUGAACAUUUGGAUCAGUUUGUCUGAGAAUUCUCAUAUGAGUGUGUAUUGUUACUGUGAACAAAGCGGCAAUGGUCGUUUGUAAUAAGGAUUGCUUUUGCUUCAUGCAUGUUUUAGAGAUGUAAUUUGUGGGGUUGUGGUUUUCGGUUUCGGACAAAUCUCUUGUUCUACCGGAGUAUAAUGAUUUUUUUUUUUGAUAACGGCAGAAACCCAAUCACAACC